UUCGGAAUUCUGCAAAGAAAAGCAGGUCAGCAGGUCAGGCUGUUGGAGGAAAGAACAGCGAGCGUGUAUUCUCUUGGUCGAGGUUCGUCGCGUGUCUCGGGACCGGUGGGGACACAGUGACGAAAGAGCUGGGAGAGUUGAGCGUAAGACUGAAUUAAAUGACGAGGAUGGGUUGUACUACAGUGGACAGUUUGUCGCGCGAAAUGUCGAGGAUGCCGCAGAAACUUCGGGCUUCCUUUGGUGGCGCGUGUGCCAUCGGAGCACCCGCGCGAAAAUCAACAAGGUUCAGAGGGAAGGAUAUGCGCAGAUGCCCGCAAGAUGAAGCGAGAGCAGGUAGAGAGGAGGACUGGUCGGGCUAGGUACCUGGACGACUGCACCAGCGCAAGGCCUGGCGGACUUAGUGUUGGAGCAACCCGAAAAGGCAAGAUCGGAAAGUGGUUUGCAGGAUGAGCGGCACCAUCAAUUGCAAAGAGCGAUAUCAACUUGGCUCGUCCAAAUGGCUCAAAGCGCGAAUCAGUUACAGGAUCGGGGAGGGUAAGGAACGUCUGGGAAUGGGCCGGGGUUGGGCGAAGAAAACGUUAUUAUUUGUCACAGACUCCUCUAGCUUCUAGCAGAUCCAUCUGCGCGUCUGCCAUUCCCUUUAGCCGUCCGCUCUCCGUGGGCAUGAGAUUCGUUUGCUUUGGUUCCCGACUUCUCUCGCGUGGACUUCAUAUCUAUCCUACGCCUCUUCAACUCCCCAUGAACUGAUUCUUCCUCUUUCGAACCUCUCCUCUCUCCAUUGCCAUACCGACAUGGUCGCCGCCCUCCACGGUGGUGACCUCUACACGCCCUUCCCUGCUACCCAGAUAAUUGAGGAGGGCUUCCAGUCCAGUGAGGAAGGUUCUGAUCUGCAUUCGCCUAUAUUCGAGCAUUCACAUGGGCACGCCUCACCAUAAAAAAGCCCGAUAUCACCUUGGUCACCUCCCUCCCGACGUUGCUACCACCUCCUUCGUCCAGGCUCCCCCAUUUAACGCUCGCUACGAUUUGGACGUUCAGAUUCCAGACAGCCAUCUCCUAGAGACGCUACAGAACCCGAGUACAGUCCCCGUUCACCACCAGUUGAUACCGUCACCUCACCAUGAUUAUGGGAUUCCGCAACCGCCUAUGCUCACUCUUGGGCCGCAUCCCGGUCGUUCGCUGCUACCCAACAUAAGUCCUGUAGAUGAAUUCUCUUUCAAUUUACCCCAAAGUAGCCUCCCGGAUCCGCAACUCAAUCUCUCGCAUGAACCCAUGGCGCCAGCGUUAUCUCGAGCCAAAUUGUCUAUGCCGUCACCUGAACAGAAGCAGCAGCAACUGCCGUCCUCGGGCAAACCGAAAGCGGCUCCUGCGUCGAGCAGCAGUCCUUCUACCUCGCGACCACCACGUCGAGAGGCUUCUACCACUGUAAUUGCCUGUCAGCAAUGUCGUGCUCGCAAGAUUCGUUGCGACUCUACGCGUCCCGUGUGUAAUAACUGUACGCGACGCAAUAAUGAGUGCGAAUAUGACGCAGUUCCCAAACGGCGGGGUCCCGAUAAACGGCCUGGUACUCGGCAACGCUCAUGCAAAAAGCGGCAUUCCGAGAGCGAAGCAGCUGGGUCUCAGGCGAAGAAAAAACGCAGGACCUCUGGCGACCACGAAGGAAGUCUGAUUUCCUUCGAUGUCAAGGAGAAUGUUACGGCCAAUACCAAGAAAUCCUUGCCUUUGUCACGACUGAACCCGGAUGACGCGACUGGCUUGCAGGUACCACAACGGGCUCAACUUGACCUUGAGACUCGACAAGUCGCACCAGAAGCAAUAUACCCAAAAGAUGACCAUUGGCAACCCAUUCGACGCUGUCCAGUGUACUUUGAGUCACUGGAGCCCACUCUGAACAAAUAUUUCUCUCGACAGGUCGACGUGAAUAUGCACCGGCAGCAUCAGGACAAUCAUGAACGACAAAGCAUCCUGCCCCUCUCACCUUCUUUCCAUUAUACUCGCCAAACUUGGUGGGAUAGUCUCCUCGAUACCUAUUCUACUUCUCGUGAUCAAUCUGCGACUCAGAUCUUCGCGGACCUUGAGUUCCUACUUUCUUCGAGCAGCUAUUGGCUAUUCUUUCUCAAUCCUACUGUAUUCUUUGAAGACCUAAGCAAUCCUCAACGUCGUAUUCUCAUGCAACCUUCUCUAAUCCUAUCUGCUCUUGCUCUCGCUACAUUGAUGAAGUCUAGCGACAUUGAAGACGGUGCAGCCGGCCGUACGCGUGCACUGUACUUUCGCGACAUUGCUCAAGCUUCUUUGGAAGAAGCGUGCAGUGCCCAGGCAGUUGACUUUACUCUCGCGGAAGCCGCUUUGAUCAUUGCUCUCUUCGAGUCAUCUUCCCACCCUGAUUAUUCAUCUGAGCGCGCCAAGAAUGCUCUUGAGUUCCUCGACCGCAUUAUCAUGACCCUAUCCCUGUCUCGCACCGACCAGUAUGAUCCGGAUGCGCUGCAGUAUGACCCCCGCGGCGUUCCUGUUGUCAUUGUCCCUGCUGAACGUUGUAUGGGCACGACAUGUGGGUGCCUGGGGAACUCCGCCAGCGCCGAUGUGCAGACACAGUCGGCUUUCUCAUUCAGCUUCAAUCCGCCCUGGGACCCAAAUUGGACGCUCGACGAGAUCCGAAAAGAGGAAUGCCGUCGAAUCUGUUGGAGUGCGUUGACCCUGAUCGCAAGCCACACUUCCCAGUGCGCAGCGUUUCACGAGGAGCCCUUGCGCUUGCAGCUGGCAGAGCCGUCUAACUACUUGUUGCUAUUUCCGGGGGAAGCUUACGAGCGCUCCGUUGCUCAUCAGAUCCCUAGGCAGUCGCCCAAAGAUUCUAUUUGGGCAUUGUACUGUCGGAGCAUGCUUCUUUGGAAUAGCUGUAUGCGCCAACGGGAUGACUCAUGGUCGACCGACGAACGCGCGAAUUUUGCUGUCGAUGCCUGGCGCGAAAUUUCAGCCGUUCAGGAAGCUCUCGACGCUCAUACAUGCAAUAUGGAGACGGCAUUGAUGUAUGUAUCCCGUGAGUAUCUUUACAACACUCGAAUGACUAUCACGUACGAACUUCGUCGCAGUCUAUCAGACCUCGACACUCUGGGUCCCUCGAUGUUCAAUCGGCGACAGGCGGAGGAGUGGCUUUACUAUCAGGAUCAAGUUGCGUCGAGAGUAAAGAAAUCUGUGAUGCAUCUCGGAGAAGCUUCUGGACACUUACUAUCCAGAAGGCCCUUUCAGACUACGUGGUUCGCCAGCCAAAUCGCCAUUUGCCUCGCCUUAUGGAACUACGACCGCGGGUUGACCAACGCCCUGGACUUGGCCAAGAGUUUUCUCACUCCUUUGGAGAUCCUGAACGCCUUAUGGCCCUGUGAAGUUCAACGACUUCGCCGUGACGAACUCCGUCAACAGCUCGAGGACGCCUGCCGUGCUGCUUACGUUGCCCCACCCCUCGCUGCUGAAUUCUCUCUUCAUCCUAUGGUGCGGGGCUCCACAUGAUUCCCAUCGCAUCUCAUGCCACUAGACUAUCAUCCAUUCCACGGCCUUUCACGCUUCUAUCUUCUUGUCAUUCUUGCCUUCACAUUUCGCAUUCUUGCAUUUUCUGCCGUCAUUGGUUAUUGGUUUCUUCGCAUCAGUCUCGCUUUCUGUAUCUUCUACUCUCCUUGUAUCACUUGGUAUGUCUUCUAUCGGAACCUCACACACGUUAUAACUAGUUUGAUACCUUCGCCUCCCCCGCUAUUUCAUCGCGAUCCCUUCUUUCGCUUCAGCUUUCACCCCGAACUUCCUUUAUCACAUUGUUUUUGUUGGAUUGUUACGCUCUCUUCUCUGGACGUCGAUGAUCAUUCAUCUUGUAUCCUACACUCCUUUGUUCAGACCAGAUGAAACAGAUCAUUCUUGCCUACCAACAUAGAACCGGCCCUUUGAAUUACUUUGAACACCGGCCUAUCUUUGUUUCUGGAGAAGAGAAGGACGACACUGACGUGAGAGUCAAACUCAACAGAUGUAUUAUUGUGCUUGAAACAUGAUGUUAUGUUACGACAUGGU
Messenger RNA from Somion occarium, 4044 nucleotides. The record is from the annotation of a GenBank genome assembly. Lineage: Eukaryota; Fungi; Basidiomycota; Agaricomycetes; Polyporales; Cerrenaceae.